AUGCGAAGAUGGUUUUGUCUCCAGCGCCGCCUUCGAAGCCUUGAAGCCAGACGGACAUUCAGCUCCUCGGCCUCACUGCUGACACGCGUUAGUGUUGCGCAGCUACUGACUAAACCUGGUGGCGAGGUCAAUGAUGUGGAUGUAUAUGGAUGGGUACGCAACGUGAGACGACAGAAGAAGGUCGCCUUCGUGGCACUGGGUGAUGGCUCGAGCCUUGAUCCGCUACAGGCGGUGUUGAAACCAGACGAUGCCGCACAACUUUCCGUUGGAGCAGCCGUCCGAUUGACAGGCUCAUGGCAAGCUUCUCAAGGCAGCAAACAGAGCCAUGAACUUCAAGUCACAGGCGUCAAAGCCCUGGGCGAGAAUGACCCAGAGCACAAUCCCCUGCAACCAAAAUCUCAGACACCGGAGUACUUGCGAACGAUACCUCACCUACGACCACGGAUCCCGGCCAAUGCGUUACUAUUACAUCUGAGAUCACAAGUCAUAGCUAGUAUCACCUCCCACUUCAACAAGCAGGGAUUUGUGCAGUGCCACACGCCAACCAUCACUUCCUCUGAUUGUGAAGGCGGUGGUGAGGUAUUCACCGUCUCUUCAAACGACUCCAAGGACUCCGUCAAGGAGACGAAACCUGGAGACAAUGCUGAGGUAGAGCACUUCUUCCGUACACCAAAGUACCUCACCGUGUCGUCCCAACUGCACUUGGAAGCCCUAGCAUUAGCAGUAGACAAAGUCUGGACAUUAUCUCCCACUUUCCGAGCCGAAAAGAGUGAUACUCCCAGGCAUCUAGCUGAAUUCUACAUGCUGGAAGCUGAGAUGUGCUUUACUGAUGACUUGAACGAUAUCAUGGAUGUAGUGCAAAAGAUGCUCGCAGCUACGGCUCAAGACUUGCUUGGUUCGAGGACCGGUGAGGAGCUGCUCAAGGCGAGAUCUUCGUCCGAGCAGACUGGCGACGAAACGCUGAGCGAGAUUACGACGGCAACGCUGCGGCAGCGAUGGGUAGGCAUGGCUGAAGGCAAUUGGCCUCGCAUCGCCUACGCAGAAGCCAUCGACCAUCUACAGAAAGCACAACAAAACGGUACUGUGAAGUUCGCCUUCGACCCGACAUACGAGAACGGCCUACAAGCCGAGCACGAACGCUACCUCGCCACUACGAUCGGCCGGAACACAACCCCAGUCUUCGUCACCGACUAUCCUAUUGCUCAAAAGCCCUUCUACAUGUCCCCGUCCCUGUCAACAAUCAACACAAAAGGCACAUCAAACACAGCCGCAUGUUUCGACCUCCUGGUCCCGGACCUCUGCGAACUCGUGGGUGGAUCGAUGCGUGAACAUCGACUGGCGGAAUUACAAGCUACUAUGAAAGCUAAGAGCGUCAAUGGAAGUGGAUUAGAGUGGUAUCAGGAUCUGCGAAGGUAUGGCAGUGUACCGCAUGGCGGAUUCGGCCUGGGAUUCGAUCGUCUGCUGUGUUACUUAAGUGGUGUGAUUAAUGUGAGGGAUAUUGUUGCGUUCCCACGGUGGGUGGGGAGGUGUGAUGCUUGA
Molecule: messenger RNA, 1539 nt
Organism: Recurvomyces mirabilis
Lineage: Eukaryota; Fungi; Ascomycota; Dothideomycetes; Mycosphaerellales; Teratosphaeriaceae
Gene: SLM5
Product: asparaginyl-tRNA synthetase
Exons: 2
Coding region: 1-1539 (512 amino acids)
Biological process (GO): asparaginyl-tRNA aminoacylation
Cellular component (GO): mitochondrion
Molecular function (GO): ATP binding; asparagine-tRNA ligase activity; nucleic acid binding
Source: RefSeq, a predicted model, not a curated record